Molecule: messenger RNA, 1687 nt
Organism: Raphanus sativus (radish)
Lineage: Eukaryota; Viridiplantae; Streptophyta; Magnoliopsida; Brassicales; Brassicaceae
Product: ETHYLENE INSENSITIVE 3-like 5 protein
Exons: 1
Coding region: 135-1565 (476 amino acids)
Cellular component (GO): nucleus
Molecular function (GO): DNA-binding transcription factor activity; DNA binding
Source: RefSeq, a predicted model, not a curated record
GGUCACGUUACCGAAUCAAUCACGUAUAAAACCGAAACUCGAGCAAUCGCAAGGGAUCAUUUUGUUUUCCAAACACACAUAAGAAGAUUCUAAUCAUCAUAAAACUAUACUGUAUACAGUUAAAUAAAAUAAAAAUGGUGGAGGUCCAAGAUUUGGAACCACUUAGCCCCAUUCAAGACGAUGAUUGCGAAGAAGACGAAGAUGACGAACUCGACCGUCUAGGUGAAGACAUCAGCUACGACGAUCUCAAGAGACGCAUGUGGAAAGAUCGAAACCUCAUGUGCAAGCUCAAACAGCAGCAGAAAGAUAACUCUUAUCCCUCGUCUCCCACGUCAACACCAUCUUCCUCUUCCUCUUUCUCAUCAUCAUCAGCUAUCGUGCGCCGAGCAGAAGCCUCACGCCGCAAGAAAAUGGCUAGAUCUCAAGACUCCGUGCUGAAGUACAUGAUGAAGAUAAUGGAAGUCUGCAAAGCCCGAGGGUUCGUCUACGGAAUCGUACCGGAGAAAGGCAAACCGGUAACCGGUUCUUCCGACAGCUUGAGACGCUGGUGGAAAGAAAACGUCCAGUUCGACCAAACCGCUCCGACCGCUGUUUCAGACUACUUAACGUUAGCGGCCGCUCAGCUAAUCUCGUCAAGCGAAUCUCUAGAUCCGAACUCGUACAUCCACAUGCUCCACGAGCUGCAAGACACGACGCUGGGCUCCUUGCUAUCGGCUCUGAUGCAACACUGCGUGCCGCCGCAACGGCGUUUCCCGCUGGAGAAAGGCCUGGCUCCGCCGUGGUGGCCGAACGGGAAAGAGAUGUGGUGGGGAGAGCAAGGAGCGACUGCGUUCGAGCACGGUCCCCCUCCGUAUAGGAAACCGCACGAUCUUAGGAAAGCUUGGAAAGUGAGCGUUUUAGCGGCCGUGAUCAAACACAUGUCGCCGAACUUGGAGAGAGUGAGACGGCUCGCGAGACAGUCAAAGUGUUUGCAAGAUAAGAUGAUGGCUAAGGAGACCGAUACUUGGUCUCGUGUGCUGAACCAAGAAGAAGCUCUUCUAAAACGCCUCAAGAUCUCUGACGACGACGACGAGGAAGUGGAAGUGGAAGUGGAUGAGGAGGAUCAAGAACCGGCGAUGGGGAACAAGAGAAAAGGUGAGUUUGUGGAAGAGGAAGCAGCGUUGUCUAACGUAUACACGUGCCAGAACACGAGCUGUCCUUCGAGCGAUGCGAGUUUAGGAUUCGUGGACAAGAAUCUGAGGACAGGACACGAGAUGGAGUGUCUCUACGGGACUCAAGAACCGAUAUACCAGGGCAGUGUUAGCUCGGAUGGGUUUGUUAGGUCGAUAACAACAACGAGUGACGAUGAUGAUAACGGUAAUGACACGACGGUUUAUCAGAAUCAAGACGGUAACUGGCUAGACUAUCUCUGGUUCGAGAGGUUGCAUGAUUUUAACUGUCCCGCGGUGGAUUUAAACCAAUUACCAGAUCAUUCUGUCUCGAAUCCGACAGUUAAUAACGAGGAAGACUUCUCGUUAUGGGACAUGGGUUGUGAAGACAGAGAUAUCUACAUGUCUCAAGAUUGAAAAAAGCUCUCUAGUUACAAUGUAUUAAAAAACAGAGUUAAGAGAAUAAUAAACAGAGGAAAAACAUUUUGUUGUUUGAUCCAAAAGCUAUACAAUCUCAAGAAAUAAUAUUUUCUUUUAAU